CUCUCUCUAAUGCUAGUGGCUCUCCUUCUCAACUCUCCCUUUGGUUUGCCACUAGUCCCCCAUUUUUUUCCCUUUCUCUCUAAUGCUAGUGGUUCUCUCAUUGCUCUCUUUUCUAUCCUCCACCAAGUCCUUUUUUUGAGCUUAAACGUCUUUGAUGGUCUGAAUACAUGUUAACAGCUAAACAAGAGUAAAAGUUUCUUUUUUGUUUAGUAUAUGGAGAGAUGGACAAAGAAACAAACCAAGAAAACCCAUCUCUCCUCUCAAAUAAUAACAUCACCAAAGAAGACUGUUCCCCUAAAAAACAUCCUGGGAACACUGCUGUCAUUGGUGGUGGUGUCGGCGGCGGAGGAGGCGGCAACGAUAGGCUAAAACGUGAUGAAUGGAGUGAAGGAGCUGUUUCAAGCUUACUUGAGGCUUACGAAAACAAAUGGGUUCUUAGAAAUAGAGCCAAACUUAAGGGUCAUGACUGGGAAGAUGUUGCACGUUAUGUUUCAGCUCGUGCUAAUUGUACCAAGUCGCCAAAGACUCAAACUCAGUGCAAAAACAAGAUUGAGUCAAUGAAGAAAAGGUAUCGAUCAGAGUCUGCUACUGCUGAUGGAUCAUCUUGGCCUUUGUAUCCACGGCUUGACCUUUUACUACGUGGCAGUGCACCUCCUCCUCCACCACCACAGCUGCACCCAUUAACCGUGCCUCAACCACCUGCUUCACUUCCCACUAACCCUCCUUUGACUUUACCAGAGCCGUCCAUGGUGGUGAUGCUGCAGCAACAACAACCACCACCACCACCUUUGGCUUCUCAGGUUCCUGGAACUGCACAAAAUUCACAUGGUUCCAAUGGUGUUGAUAGGAUUCUCAAGGAGGAUGGAGCAGGAACAAAACUAUCCGACCAUUUAUCGGACAAGAUUGCUAUGGAGACGGAUAGUAGCACACCAGCUCUUUACAGUGACAAGCAAAAACUUGGAUCGAAGAAAUUGAAGAUGAAAAUGGAGAAGAAGAAGAGAAGAAAAAAGGAGGAAUGGGAAAUAGGUGAGAGCAUUCGAUGGCUAGCAGAAGUAGUUUUAAAGUCAGAACAAGCAAGGAUGGAAACAAUGAGGGAAAUUGAAAAAAUGAGAGCUGAAGCUGAAGCAAAAAGAGGAGAAAUGGACCUGAAAAGAGCUGAGAUCAUUGCCAACACACAAUUGGAAAUUGCUAGGCUCUUUGCAGGGUCAAGUAAAGGAGUUGAUUCUUCAUUAAGGAUUGGAAGAAAUUGAUGAUAACGAUGAUUAGUGAAAAUCUAAUUAAUUAUAUUUAUGUAUGUAUAGAUUUUGUGUAUUGACAAUGAACAAGGGGAGAUGAAAAAUUAAGGGUUGAAGAGGGAAGAAUGAUAUUUAACUUGUAAUAGGCUAAUUAAUUAAUUAGAUAAAGAAAAUGGGGUAGGUAAACAGAAAUUUCUACCUCAUUUAAUAGCUUCCCUCUUAGAGAAAGGUUUAGUAUUUCUGAAAAAAGAAUUAACCUGCGUCAUAUUAAAUUGAUAUAUAUAUAGUUCAAGAAUUUAUUAAGCAAAUUAAUUAAUGGUUCAUUUGGUAAUAUGAUGGGAAAAACUUUGUGAUGUUAUUUUAUGAUUGAAGUCUUAAAAGUUAAUCAUAAAGUGCAAUUGUGGCAUAGAUAAAGUCCCUCCUAUCACUACAAGGGUUUUGGUCUUUAGUAGCAUUUUCUUUUCUAAGAUUUAGCGGUGUUUAUAAAUGCCAUUAAAAUAUUUAUGGCAUUUGACAAAAACGUCACUA
Molecule: messenger RNA, 1763 nt
Organism: Durio zibethinus
Lineage: Eukaryota; Viridiplantae; Streptophyta; Magnoliopsida; Malvales; Malvaceae
Source: RefSeq, a predicted model, not a curated record